Epinephelus moara (kelp grouper) is the source of this 2843-nucleotide messenger RNA. RefSeq names its product DnaJ heat shock protein family (Hsp40) member A2b (gene dnaja2b). Bases 83 to 1321 code for a protein of 412 amino acids. Lineage: Eukaryota; Metazoa; Chordata; Actinopteri; Perciformes; Serranidae. The transcript has 9 exons. Gene Ontology annotation, biological process: protein refolding; response to heat. Gene Ontology annotation, molecular function: ATP binding; Hsp70 protein binding. Gene Ontology annotation, cellular component: cytosol; cytoplasm. The record is from RefSeq and is a predicted model, not a curated record.
AGUCCCAGCCGGUGAUUCUUGCGUCGGUUCCUCGCUCAGCUGAACCUCCGCAGAAGGUCUUUCUGUGUAGCCGGUUAGCAUCAUGGCGAACGUGGUGGAUACUAAGCUAUACGACAUCCUCGGAGUUUCACCGUCUGCCUCUGAAAAUGAACUAAAAAAGGCCUACCGCAAACUGGCCAAAGAGUACCACCCUGACAAGAACCCUGAUGCUGGAGACAAGUUUAAAGAAAUCAGCUUCGCAUAUGAGGUACUGACAAAUCCAGAAAAGAAGGAGCUUUAUGAUCGCUAUGGAGAACAGGGGCUACGGGAGGGAGGAGGCGGAGGGCCCGGCAUGGACGAUAUCUUCUCUCACAUUUUUGGUGGAGGACUGUUUGGGUUCAUGGGGGGACAGGGCAGAGGACGCAACGGAGGCAGAAGGAGAGGAGAUGAUAUGGUGCACCCUCUGAAGGUUUCUCUGGAAGACCUCUACAAUGGCAAAACCACCAAACUGCAGCUCAGUAAGAAUGUGCUGUGUGGUGCCUGUAAUGGUCAGGGGGGUAAGGCAGGAGCAGUGCAGAAAUGUGUGGCAUGCAGAGGACGAGGUAUGAGAAUUAUGAUCAGACAGCUGGCCCCUGGGAUGGUCCAACAGAUGCAAUCAGUUUGCACAGACUGCAAUGGAGAGGGUGAGGUGAUAAAUGAGAAGGACCGCUGCAGAAAGUGUGAGGGUCAUAAGGUGUGUAAGGAGACCAAGCUUCUGGAGGUGCAUGUAGACAAAGGCAUGAGACAUGGACAGAAGAUCACAUUCUCUGGGGAGGCUGACCAAGCACCAGGUGUCGAACCAGGGGAUAUAGUCCUGGUGCUACAAGAGAAGGAACAUGAGGAAUUCCGCCGUGAUGGCAGUGACCUUCACAUGGUCCAACGUAUCGGCCUGGUUGAGGCUCUGUGUGGCUUCCAGAUGACUGUUGCACACCUUGAUGGACGUCAGUUGCUUGUCAAAUAUCCACCGGGCAAAGUCAUCGAGCCAGGUUGUAUUCGCAUGGUGAAGGGAGAGGGGAUGCCUCAGUACAGAAACCCUUUUGAGAAGGGAGACCUUUACAUCAAGUUUGAUGUCCAGUUCCCUGAAAACAACUGGAUUAGCCCCGAAAAACUGAAUGAACUGGAGUGCUUGUUGCCCGCUCGUUCAGAGAAUCCUGUUAUUGCAGCAGAUGCAGAGGAAGUCGACCUGACAGAAUUUGACAAGAGUCAAGGGUCAGGAGGUGGAGCCAGGAGAGAGGCCUACAAUGAUAGUUCUGAUGAGGAGGGGGGCCACCAUGGCCCGGGGGUGCAGUGCGCACACCAAUAGAAAGACUCAUACAUAAAGACAUGCACACACAUAAAUACAUGAACAUCCCUUGAGUCCCAUUGCUAACACCAUUCAAGACUUGACGCACAUACAUGCAGAUUUAUCUCCGUUCAUGAUUCCCAUGAAAGAGAGAUAUACACAAACACAUACACACGUAUAUCCACCCUCCUCAGUUCCAUGGUGCCCAUAAGUCAGAGAUAUGCUGGACGUGUGAUGACCAUUUUGUGUUUAUGGACAGUAGUGCUCAUCAAAGCCUCCAGCGAGAAGGUUCACUGACUGAACUUGACUUGGACCGCCCUGUUUUCAUCCUAGGCUUUUACCUUUCACUGUGGGAAACACCAGUCUAGUGUAUAAAAUGCAAAUAUUGUUGACUAUCUUGUAUAAGGUGUAGUUUAGUCUUUCACACACAAGCGCAUGCUGCUUUCUUGCCGAAGAUCUUGCACACGUAGAUCCAGGGUCUGGACAGGACAUGACAGAGAAAUCUGAAACCACACCUGUUAAAAUUUCAGUGUGUCACUGCUAUCAAAGUGCCCUGCUAUCAUAAGAGCUGACCUGAUUACAGCCCUAAAAAGUGUGUCCUCUGCACAGCCUGCUGAGAACCGCACGUUUAAUCCACCUCAUCCUCUAAGAAGAACUGUCAUAUUUUGAAAAUAGGACUGGUUUUUAGUCCCCAGCCUGUCACAUUGCUAGAAUAUUAAAGCCCUGAGUAAAGCACCUGUCAGCCAGGCACCAUGUUUUUUUUUAGUUUGGAUUUCAAACUUGUCUUUGUUGGUUUGAAUGUUAGUGUGUUCGAGACCACUGAACUUGAACCUAAGCUGUGUACUCUUCAGUUGAUUUGAGGACACACUUGUGUACUUUGUAUGUAUGUGUGUGUAAUGCGGUGGCUCAGUGUGUGCGAGCUGCUGUGGAAUGUUCUGGCUUAUUAGAGUGAUAGUUAUUCCUGCUUUGUGUUGGACUGCAGUGUGAGUGGACACUAUAUAGGGUCAGUGUAAGAGGAACAAACAAUGUUUAUUUGCCGAGAAUCUUUCCCACGUAGACAUUUCCCUCCACUCACCAGGAUCCAGAGAGGAGGGUGUCCUCUCUCACAGGAAAACCACUGGGCCCGCACCAAACCUCUGUAUUAUACAUAUCUCCCCAUCGUAGAGUUGUUAGCCAAACUUACAUCCUUUGACAUGUUACAAUAUUCCCACCCCCAUAGACCUGUAAAUAAAUACUGCCCCAGUCCAUAGGUGCAUUCAGAGUCUACAGCAGUGUCCUUCGUCCAGUCACAUUAUUCCUCACACACAUGAGCAAUGGCCAACAGUGCCAAUAUAAAUGUUAUAUUCACAUGAAGGAGAGUUGAUGGAACCUCUGUAGACUGUUAACAUGCACCUCUGCGACUCAUUGUGUAUGGAAUUUAGGCCACAGGGGGGAUCGUGUGUACACAACUAAAGGGGGUCAUUGAUAAAUGACAUUACUGUUGAUGCUUAUGUUUGUCAAGAUGAUAAUUAAACUGUAUAAUAAACAGUCACUUCAAAUUUGA